AUGAAGCUUGCACAUGAACCAAUGAUGGCAGGACAUUUGGCAGCGAAGCGGACCUCAAGUCGGAUUCUUGCUGAAUUCUUCUGGCCAGGAAUUCAAGGAGAUGUAGUCCGUUUCUGUCGUUCGUGCGAUGUAUGCCAACGGACAUUUCCGAAGGGGAUGGUGCCGAAAGCACCUUUAGGAAACAUGCCAGUCAUUGAUGCACCUUUCACGCGGAUAGCUGUCGACCUAGUAGGACCUCUUGAACCGGUUACAGAUCGAGGGAACCGCUAUAUAUUAACAGUGGUUGAUUAUGCAACAAGAUAUCCAGAAGCGGUGCCACUGAAAGGAAUUGAGACGGAACGAGUGGCCGAGGCUCUCGUAGAUAUCUUUAGCCGUGUCGGUGUUCCAGCAGAGAUGCUAACGGAUCAAGGCGCACAGUUUACCUCAGGACUCAUGAAGGAAGUUAACCGUUUAUUAUCGAUCCGUCAGCUGACGACUACUCCGUACCACCCACAGUGCAAUGGCUUAGUCGAGCGAUUUAACGGCACUCUAAAGCAGAUGCUGAAGAAGAUGUGCACUAAGAAGCCAAAGGAUUGGGGUAGGUAUGUAAAUGCUCUUUUGUUUGCAUAUCGGGAAGUGCCUCAAGCGAGUUUAGGUUUUUCACCCUUUGAGCUGUUGUAUGGCAGAGUGGUCCGUGGGCCCAUGAUGAUUCUUAAGGAAUUACUAACCAAGGAAUUUCCUGACGAUGACGUCAAGACAACCUAUCAAUACGUGAUGGAUUUGCGAGAACGAAUGGAGGAGACCUGUCAAGUUGCUAGUGAUCGGAUGAAGGAUGCUAAAAGAAUCCAGAAGAAACAUUUUAACAAGAAAGCAAAGGCAAGAGAGCUAAAGCCUGGUGACAAAGUGUUUGUUCUACUCCCUACGAAGGCGAACAAGUUGCUUAUGCAAUGGAGAGGGCCAUACGAUGUUGUAGAGAGAGUGGGUGCAGUGGAUUAUCGAGUUAACAGAGAUGGCAAGAUAAAGAUACUGCAUAUAAAUUUGCUGAAGAAGUAUGAAGAAGCUGAAAAACUGAUCAGAGACGAAGUUGGAGGUGUGCUCGCUUGUGUGAUGACAACAGUGGUGUCUGAUGCGGAAGAAGAACUUCAGCAGGAUAUGGACUUUCCUAGCAGGUUGGAGUCUCUUCCAGGUGAUAGAGGAAAGGAACAUGUAGGUGAUGUGGAAAUUGCAACCAACUUGACAGAUGAACAGAUUACAGAAGUUACAGAGUUGAUGAACAGUUAUGAGGAUGUGUUGACUGAUCUUCCGGGAAGAACCAAUCUUGCGCAACAUGAAAUCAACACCACAACGAAAGAUCCUGUUCAUUUCAAGCCGUAUCCUUUACCUUACAACAUGAAGGAAGUAAUCAAGGAAGGAGUUGAGAAAAUGAUUGAGAUGGACGUGAUAGAGCCGUCAUCGUCACCGUAUUCGGCGCCAGUCGUUUUAGUAAAGAAGAAAGAUGGAUCGAACCGGUUUUGCAUCGACUUCAGAAGGCUAAACCGUGUCACGAUCUUCGACGCUGAGCCGAUGCCAAAUACAGACGAUAUCUUCUCAAGGCUAGCAGGUGCAAAAUACUUCUCGAAGCUUGAUUUGAGCAAAGGGUACUGGCAGGGGCCAAUGUCAACAGGAGCCAAACCGAUGACCGCGUUCGCUACACCCCAAGGGUUGUAUCAGUUCAAAGUGAUGCCAUUCGGGCUAGUGAAUGCGCCCGCGACUUUCAGUCGUCUGAUGAGGAAGUUGCUACUAGGAAUGGAUCAUAUCGAUAACUUUAUCGAUGACAUUCUGAUAUACACAGAUAUCUGGGAGAAACACAUGGAAGUCAUUAACGAGUUACUCUCGAGACUCCGAGCUGCAUGUCUAACGGCACGACCUAGCAAGUGCUCAAUUGGAUUUUGGAGCUUGUCUUGUUUAGGAAACAUUGUAGGAGCGGGGAGACUUCAACUAGAGGAAUCGAAUGUGGUUGCCAUCGACAAUACACCAAGGCCAGAGACAAAGAAGCAGGUGAGGUCAUUUUUAGGACUAGCGGGAUUCUACAGGCGCUUUAUACCAAACUUUGCAGCUAUUGCUGUACCUCUCACGGAUUUAACAAAGAAGGGGAAUCCCAAUAAAGAUAGAUGGGAGGACGUACACACACGAGCCUUUGCCACUCUAAAGAAGAUGUUGACAGCAAAACCAGUUCUCAAACUGCCAGAUUUGAAGGAAGAAUUCAUUCUUCGUACAGACGCUUCAGACACGGGAUUAGGGGCCGUUCUGUUACAGGAGGAAAGUGGAGAGAAGAUGCCUAUUGCUUAUGCCAGUAGGAAGCUUCUAGCCAGAGAGAAACAUUACGCUAUAAUCGAGAAGGAAUGCUUAGCAAUUGUAUGGGGAGGGCAGAAGUUCGAACCGUACAUCUACGGAAGAGAAUUUAUCCUGGAGACGGAUCACCAGCCUCUUACCUACUUGCAUCGUUCCAAGACAGCAAACGCAAGGCUUAUGCGCUGGGCGUUACUCUUGCAACCCUACCGAUUGAAGAUUCGAGCUAUCAAGGGCAUCGACAAUGUCGGAGCUGACUACUUAAGCCCUUCACAUGACGGGGAACCAGUCAUUGUGGGUGACCACACAGAGCUUAUAGUAUGGCAUCGUACUAGCAAGAAGCAACGGGACCGACCAGAAUGCUACCUAUUCAACGGGGUCAAGGUCAGCUUCUCAGAAGAUGAUGUCUGGCUGACCAGGUCAAGGCCAUCAACCAGGACUGAAGAGUCAGCGUCUCAACGAGAGACAUAA
Molecule: messenger RNA, 2778 nt
Organism: Mizuhopecten yessoensis (Yesso scallop)
Lineage: Eukaryota; Metazoa; Mollusca; Bivalvia; Pectinida; Pectinidae
Exons: 2
Coding region: 1-2778 (925 amino acids)
Biological process (GO): DNA integration
Molecular function (GO): nucleic acid binding
Source: RefSeq, a predicted model, not a curated record